Molecule: messenger RNA, 2877 nt
Organism: Callorhinchus milii (elephant shark)
Lineage: Eukaryota; Metazoa; Chordata; Chondrichthyes; Chimaeriformes; Callorhinchidae
Gene: inpp5e
Product: inositol polyphosphate-5-phosphatase E
Exons: 12
Coding region: 470-2458 (662 amino acids)
Biological process (GO): phosphatidylinositol dephosphorylation
Molecular function (GO): phosphatase activity
Source: RefSeq, a predicted model, not a curated record
UUCCCCGAAUGCUUUGCGGUCGCGUUGCUAUGGCUCGGAGGUGUUGCUAUGGGCCGCGGGGCUCUUUGAUGUCUGGAGUUUUCGGAGGCCGCGGGGUGGUCGGAGGUUCAGAAAUGCGGUCGAUCAAGUCAAGAUCCUGAGAUUUCUUUUACACAAAGAGUAAAAGUAAGAGUCUGAGAAUCUUCUGUGACAGGGCCCAUGAGGACCUCCAUCUGUAGAGAUGACCAGCCCUUUCAAAGCAGCUUUGUGCCUUUCUCUGGUUUAUCUCUGCUUUCCGGUUGUUUCAAUGCCUUAAACGUCUUUGGACGAAGACCACUUCCUUCCACCGGAUACUGAUAGCUCAAGUUUUGUGGGAACUGAGAUGAUCUGAACUCCCCACUGAUUUCUUCUGGUGUGCCAACAUGUGGAUGCUGGGAUGCUGCUCUGCUGAUACCCCAUUAAUUAGUCUUUCUACCUGGAAACAUUAUUGAUGAUUGUGAGGCUUAGCUUGAAUGAACACACUUGGUUGCCAAGUACCACAGGAACUGCAAGAAUGGAGACCCCAGAGGGUUUUGCUGUGAAGGGCACUGCCACCCUCCCUGGCAGGUCAGAUGGCUUUGGUCGACCCCACAGAUGCCAGGAAUUGAGGAAAAUGAAUCCCACGGGCAAGGAGAACUCCAAGCCCCUUCUUAAUGACACUUUGAAGUUUCCCCCAGAGGAACUGGGCCAUGGAGUGCAGGGCCCUGAGGUGGAGUUUCUGCCGAGACCCCCCACCAAACCUAAACCCCCGAGGCAGCAAAAACUCCACCGUGGGUUCUCAAUGGAAGGGAGGGUCCUGUCGAGGAAACCCCAAAGCAGCCAAGAGAGCUCGUCUGAACCGACUGACUCAGAGUCCUCCUGUGGAUCGGUCUGCCAGGAAAGCUCUGUGUCUUCCAGCCUGUGCCACACAGUGCAGGGCGAGCGGGGCCUGCUGUCUAACUGCGUCAAGGUCCCUUCUCAAGGUGGUAGGACAGGCACUGCUGGAGACCAGCAGGACAGGCCGGCCUUGAACUCGGACUCAGAAACCAACCACCCUGUGCUGGACAGGCACCUCCAUCGUGCCAAAAGGAGGUUAUCCCCAGUGAUGCCCACGAGGCCGCUCCCUCCUAUGGAGAUCAAUCUCUCCUGCUCAGCACUAAGAACAGCUAAUCGCAUUGACCAGGAUUAUGUAGAUUACAAUCGCUUGUCUCAGAGUGAUUUGCAGAGUCAGCACAGCCUGACUAACCAAGAGAGCUCCUUGCUGGACACCACCUCUGUCCUGUCCAUGAAAUCCACCAGCAGCCUGCUGUGUCGGGUGCGGACCGAAGACCUGCGCAGGAGGAGUUACCUGGAGGGCAGCCUGCUGGCUUCAGGGGCACUGUUAGGUGGUGAGGAGCUGGAACGGUAUUUCCCAGACCGGAGAGUCGGGAUAUUUAUCACCACGUGGAACAUGCAGGGCAGAAAGGAACUUCCGGAUAGUCUGAAUGACUUCCUCCUGCCUUGUGACUGCGAUGUCACUCAGGACAUGUACAUCAUUGGUAUUCAGGAAAGCAUCUCAGACAGGCGAGAGUGGGAGAUUCGUUUACAGGAGACGCUGGGGCCCCAUUACGUUCUGUUGUACUCUGCUUCACAUGGAGUGCUGCAUCUCGCUGUGCUGAUCAGAAGGGACCUCAUCUGGUUCUGCUCAGAAGUGGAACACGCAACAGUCACAACGCGCAUCGUCUCCCAAAUCAGGACGAAAGGAGCCGUGGGAGUUUCCUUCACCUUCUUUGGGACUUCCUUCCUCUUCAUCACUUCCCACUUUACCUCCGGGGAGGGCAAAGUCUACGAGAGGAUUCUGGAUUAUAAUAAAAUUGUGGAAGCGCUGGCUUUACCCAGGCUCCUCCCAGACACCAACCCCUACAAGUCAGACCCUUCUGACGUCACGACCCGUUUCGAUGUUGUGUUCUGGUUCGGAGACUUCAAUUUUCGCCUCAACAAGGAGCGGAAGGUAAUUGACCACCUCCUGCGGCAGGACUCCAAUGCCAGUGUGUCCGGGCUGAUGGUGUAUGACCAGCUGACCAAGAAACUACAGGAAGGUUCCAUAUUUAAAGGCUUCCGAGAAGGCACUGUCCAGUUUCUACCAACUUACAAGUUCGAUAUCGGGUGUGACGUGUACGACAGCAGCUCAAAGCAAAGGACUCCUUCCUACACAGAUCGAGUUUUAUAUAAAUGCCGUCACAAAGAUGAAGUCCACAUGGUUAAGUAUGGAUGUUGCCAGACGAUUAAGACAUCAGACCACAGGCCAGUGUAUGGAUGCUUUAAAGUGAAGUUGCGGCCUGGAAGAGACAACAUUCCUCUUGGUGCUGGCCAGUUUGAGAGGGAGAUCUACCUGGAGGGAAUCAAACGGCGAUUCUCUCGAGAAAUGAGUAAACGAUCUUCAAGAGCACAAAGAAACAGCGCGGUGUGUACAGUGUCAUGAUGACAGCCCUAUACGGGAGGUACCGUGUAGCUCCCGCUGGGAGAGCGUGGCCGGAGCCCAGAGGUCGCCGAGAAUCUGCCGACUUUACGGGAUGGUGUUCUUUGGCCGGAACCAGAAUUGGAAUCUCUAACCUCUUCCCAGCGGCCCCCAGCCAGGCAGCGUUAGCAGAGCUGGGAGAUUCCGUAAGUCAGGACUAUAAUCAGCCAUGUACAAAUCUGUUCCCUUAAUUACCAUUUUUGUUCCAAGAAAUAAUUUAUUGUUGUUUGUCUGACCCCACCCAACUCCCACCCUUCAGUAUUUAGAGAACAUUAAACGUGUUUUGUACCAAUGUUAAUGAAUAAACUGGACUCUGCAGAUGGGGAGGCAGCUUCCACAAAGCGUCCCUAAAACCCAAGUUGAGAGAGAGGGAGUGCUGGAGG